This is a messenger RNA of Clonostachys rhizophaga, 735 nucleotides long. The record is from the annotation of a GenBank genome assembly. NCBI's taxonomy places the organism in Eukaryota, Fungi, Ascomycota, Sordariomycetes, Hypocreales, Bionectriaceae.
AUGUCUACAUCAACUAACAAGCACGUCGUCUUCGACGUUGUAGGAACGCUGGUUUCCUAUGACGCUUUCUUUGAAGCCGUUGAAGCCAGACUAGGAGAGCGAUUCAGAAAGGAAAGCAUCGGGUCCCGUAUCUUCGGCUACGCUUGGAUGGAAGCGGGGGAGAGGGAGUACACCUACCUCAGUAUUUCCGGCAAGUAUAUCAAGUUCUUUGAUAUAUUCCGGUCCAUCUUCUAUCGCACACUGUGGCAAGCGGGCAUCAAAGACCCCCGCGCAUUUGCCACUGAUGACGACCGCGAGUUUCUGUUGGCAUCGUACCGCAAGCUGGCUCCUCGACCUGGUUUGCUGGAGUGCUUCUCCAAGCUUCGUGCAGCUGGAUUCACCGUCUGGGCUCUCACAGCGGGCGAUACUGAGCGCGUAGCAGGGUAUUUGGAAGCCGCCAAUGCCAACUUCCCUUCGGACAACUUCGUAUCGUGUGACACUAUUGGAAUUGGAAAGCCGGCCCCGGAUUCAUACCAGUACAUCCUGGAUAAGUUUCCCAAGGAGGAUCUUGAUGUGUGGUUCGCCGCCGCACAUAUGUGGGAUGCUGCUGCCGCUCGCAACUGCGGAUUCAAGGGUGCUUGGGCAGCGACCUGGGAAAAGGAGACGUGUCAGGAUAUCUUCGGCGAAAUGGAGGUGAUUGCAGAGGACCUGUCUUCGCUGGCAGAUGGGAUUAUUGCUUAUGCUCCUAGUAAAUAG